CCGGCGAGGGGCGGCCCGGGACGGCGUGCCGGGGGCCGCACUUAUUUAUUUAUUUUGUGCACAGUCUCCCUCCUGCGCCUGCGAAACGGAGAAACAAUCCGGGGCUGGAACCCGCUCAAAAAAAAAAAAAAAAAAAAAAGGGAAAAAAAAAGAGAGAGAGAGAGAAAGAAAAGGAAGAAAUUGCAGCAGCCGGCCCAGCCCUGCGCCGCGCUCGCCCGUCGGAGUCGCGAGAGCCUUCCUCCUCCCUCGCGCUCGCCCCGCGCUGCCCGCACAGCCCCGCUCCCUCUUCCUCCCUCCGCCUCUCGCCGGCUCCCUCCCGCCUCCCGCCAAGGUGGACGUCGCGCUGCCGCCGCCGAGACGCUGCCGCUGCCGCUGCCGCUGCCGCUGCCGUGGAGCAGCCGCCGUCGCCAGCCGCCGCCAGCCGCCCCGCUCCUCGCUCACCGCCUCCGCCGCGCUCCUCGCCCCGCUGCCCCAUGCAAGCCUGAGGAGGCUCUCGGCCAAGGAGCGGCGCGGGCCAGGAUGCUGCCGGACGCCGCCGCGCCGCUGCUGCUGCUGCUGCUGGCCGGCCUGCGCUCGGCGGCGGGAGGAGGAGCGGCGGGCUACGCGCAGGUGAAAUACCUGCAGCCCAUGGUGAAAGGCCCCCUGGGCCCCCCGUUCCGGGAAGGCAAAGGGCAGUACCUAGACGUGCCGCCGAUGCUGCCAAUGGACCUCAAAGGGGAGCCAGGACCGCCAGGGAAGCCAGGCCCACGCGGGCCCCCCGGCCCCCCCGGCUACCCGGGAAAGCCAGGCACGGGGAAACCAGGAAUGCACGGCCAGCCCGGGCCCGCCGGGCCCCCCGGCUUCUCGGGGAUCGGGAAACCCGGCAUCCCAGGACUCCCAGGAAAAGCGGGUAUGAAAGGGAUGCCCGGAGCCAAAGGCGAACCCGGCAUGAGAGGAGAGCAAGGGCCCAGGGGACUGCCGGGCCCCCCGGGACUGCCGGGGCCAGCAGGCAUCUCCGUCAACGGGAAACCGGGCCCCCAGGGCGGCCCCGGCCUGCCGGGGUUUCGGGGCGAGCCCGGCCCGAAAGGGGAGCCCGGUCCUCGCGGAGAGCGAGGCCUGAAGGGUGAAAACGGCGUGGGGAAGCCAGGCGUGCCGGGGCCCCGGGGGAACGGGGGCCCUCCCGGCCCCGCGGGGCCCCCAGGGCCCGCCGGCGUGGGGAAGCCCGGCCUCGACGGCCUGCCGGGCGCUCCGGGGGAGAAGGGCGACAUGGGCCCGCCGGGAGGGCCCGGGGUCAACGGGGAGCCGGGCCCCAUUGGGCCCCGGGGCCCCCCCGGCGUCGACGGGAUCGGCAUCCCCGGCGUGGCGGGAGUGCCGGGGAUACAGGGCCCCACGGGACCCAAGGGAGAACCCGGGAUCCGCGGCCUCCCCGGCUUGCCCGGGCCCACGGGCUACGGGAAGCCGGGCUUGCCCGGCCUCAAAGGAGACCGCGGGCAGCCCGGCGUGCCGGGGGGCAUCGGCGAUAAAGGGGAACCCGGUGUCGACGGGGAGCCGGGGGAGCCGGGCCCCGCGGGCGUCAUCGGGCCGCCGGGGCCGCCGGGGUCCAUGGGGCUGCCGGGCAAGCACGGGCUGCCGGGCUCCAAAGGCGACGUGGGGCCGAGCGGCCCCCCGGGAAUGCCGGGGAUGCGCGGCGACCAGGGCCCCAACGGCUUCGCGGGGAAGCCGGGGGUGCCGGGAGAAAGGGGUCUGCCCGGGUCGCAGGGCCCCCCCGGGCCGACGGGCCCCAAAGGGGAGCCGGGUUUCAUCGGCCUCCCGGGGGUGCCGGGAUUAACGGGCGGUCCCGGGCCGAAAGGGGACGGCGGGAUCCCGGGGCAGCCCGGCCUGCGGGGCCCCUCGGGCAUCCCGGGCUUGCAGGGGCCCGCGGGGCCCAUGGGGCCGCAGGGGCUCCCGGGGCUGAAGGGGGAGCCCGGCCUCCCGGGGGCUCCCGGCGAGGGGAAGGCCGGCGAGCCCGGCAUGGCCGGACCCAUCGGCCCGCCGGGAAUGCCGGGAACGCCGGGGCUGAACGGGCCGCCGGGCCCCCCCGGUCCCCCGGGGCCGCCGGGAGCGCCGGGGGUCUUCGACGAGACGGGCAUCGCGGGGCUGCACCUGCCCGACGGAGGCGUGGAGGGGGCCGUGCUGGGCAACGGCAAGCCGGGGAAGCCGCAGUACGGCCGGGGAGAGCUCUCCGCCCGCAUCGCGCCCGCCUUCACCGCCAUUCUCACCUCCCCCUUCCCGGCCUCGGGCAUGCCGGUCAAGUUCGACCGGACUUUGUAUAACGGGCACAACGGCUACAACCCCGUCACCGGGAUUUUCACCUGCCCCGUGUCCGGCAUCUACUACUUUGCCUACCACGUGCACGUCAAAGGGACAAACGUCUGGGUGGCGCUUUACAAGAACAACGUGCCCGCCACCUACACCUACGACGAGUACAAAAAGGGCUACCUGGACCAAGCCUCCGGCAGCGCCGUGCUCGAACUCAAGGAGAACGACCAGGUCUGGGUACAAAUGCCCUCGGACCAAGCCAACGGGCUGUACUCCACCGAGUACAUCCACUCCUCCUUCUCCGGGUUCCUGCUCUGCCCCACAUAACGGCUGUUGGGCACGUUUCCUUUUCACCCACUCUAGCCAUAAACUGUCUUUUUUGAUAAAAAAAUUAAAAUAAAAUUAAUACAAAAAGAAAAAUCACUGGGAAGAAGGCGCAAGCCGUUGUCGCGGGACCUUGCUUCAUGCUGUUUGAUCGAUGAGUCAAGAGGGUAAUCAGAAAGGAGACGUUUUUCUUUCUUUCUUUCUUUUUCGGGGGAGGGGAGAAGGGAGGGAGGGGAGCCACUUUCUCAGCAAAGUGUAUUUGAAAUAAAUUUUACCCUAGCGACUGCACAUCAAACGCAGGAACGCGCUUGGGAUGGCAAGGAUCUGGCUACGCAGAGCACUGCUCUGGGAGCCCGAGAAGGUAGUCUGGAAGAACAGACCUUUCUGGUCUGCAGUCAAGUGCCCUUGUUUCCCAUUUGGAGUACUAGUUAAAUAAAUUCAGCUGUUGUAACGGAUGGUCUAUUUGCUAACGAACACAGGAGUCCUAGGCACUUAACACAAGUAUAUACAGCAGCAGAGAUCCACGAUGGAUUGAGAAAUUUCCUUCCCAAACCAUCGUAUGCCCAAGUUUCAGUCUCAUUGAUACGUAUUUUUUUAGAUGGUACUUUGAGGCACUCUCUCUGAUUCAUUCCAGGUUCAGUGUGGUUGGAUUUAUAGUCAUAAGAAGUGGAACACUUUGCAUAAGCACCUUUUUUGUAACAAGCAAAUAUUAUUUUUAACACUUCCCCCAACAUCUUUAGGAAUAAAAACGUCCAGGCAUUGGUAUCUGGGAGGAUGACAGACGACCUUUUCCAACGCCCUUCAGGGAAGUUGGGACCUCUCUGAUGAACUAUGAUCCUCUAUCUUGCGUUAACUCAUCUACUGGCAAGUUCAAGGGCUAGUGCUAUUCUAUAUAUUUUUUUGCAGCCCAAAGACUUGCUUGGCCUUGUGAACAUGUUAUUCUCUGAUAACACGAGGACGGCACUGCAAGCCUGCCUUAUGGUGCUUCUAGCCUGGCUUAACGGAAGGUUUAGUUAUGCUUUCUUGAAAGUGCCACUUUCGGACAACUUGCUUUUAAUGUCUUACUAUUUCAAGAUGUGUAAACUUCUGCAUUGGUAUGUCCCCCUUCUUUGGGGACCUUUUAAUUAAGCAAAAAUAGCAUUCAUUCUAACUUUCCAUUCAGCCAUUUUACAACGGUGCUAUUGUCUACUUAAUAAUGUUAUUUACAAGUAUAGUGCAAUAUGUAUCUGUAAAAGUGCGCCAUUCCAGGUGCCCGUCUGUGACUUAGGUUAAAAAAUUCACAUUUGUCUGUUGUUGCCACUUUGUCUCACUAACGCUUGAAAGGUCAUCCAUCCGAGCGCGAGCUGCGAGGUUCUGGGGAAGGUGUGCGCAGAUACCGACCCUGGGCUGCUCCGGCCUCCGCUAAAGGGAGCAAUCGAACCCUGCUGCUUUGCAGGUUUUCUCAUGGUAAAAUAGUGACUGACACUUGCACUUACAGUUAAGCGAUUCUUCUCAUCCCAGGCAAGCAGAACGCUGCUGAAGUUAAUCCCGGGCAUUAUACUGAAUGUCCCUCUGCAAAGACACAUCCCUGAGAAAACAGCAACAAUUUGGUCACCAGCUGAGCAACUUUUACCCUUAAAUCUCCGUAAUGCCUAUAAUACGGCCAAAGAAACGAAACAUAGCAAGAAUGGGACUUGGGAUUAUUCUCCAGAUUGACUGUAGAAGAUAUUUAAACAUGUUUUCUUCUUCUGUUUUUUUUUUUUUCUCUUUAAGCCUAUCUUGCCUUUGUGCCUCUUGUCACCCAGGGCUUCCUCUUAAACACACACCUAUCCCUGAAAGUAAGGAACACAAAAAGGAAAUUGAAAGGCCGGCGCUCCGGCCACUGCCCUUCGGGGGCUGGUAGGCCUCUCCGUGGCCUGAUUUUAUGCCAUAAAAAAUUGGAAGCUGUGAGGCGAUGGCACUUUCACACGUCGAAACGCAGGCCCGGUGUUUCCCAUCGCACCGGCCGUUUCGAAUUCCCGAAGGCGGGGGGGGCUCAGAGCCAUUCACGUUUUGAUUGUAAUCGGUUAUUUCCCAGCUGGAAAAAGAGCCAUACAAAAACUAAAAGUGGAAGCUCAGAUGUUUCCUUCAAGCCCAAACUUGGGAGGAGGGCUCGAGGACGAGGCUGGCGUCUCCUUUAUUUAAGUGUUUUUCCUGUGAGAACAGCAAUGAACUCAAGCUGGUGACACCGAGACCCCUUGGAGCAACGGUGCCUCGUGCUUCCCAGCGCGGGGGGGUGACGCCGGCCCGCUGCCCGCGGUAGGGGAAGCAGCUUCCACAUAGAUAAUCCCUAGGGUGGAAGUUUAACGCUGUUAUUCAACAAAUCAACUUAUUUAUAGUGUGUUCUAACCUACAUUCAAUCUCUUUUUGUUCUGUUUUGUUUUAUUCCAAACUUCUGGUUCUGGCUGGCAAAAAGCAACGGCAAAAAUACUCACCAUAACCAAACAGAGACAUUAACUCGUUCGGUGCUGUAGAUACCGUUUUGCAACUCCACUUUCCCUUCAUGUGCAGAGCAUAAACCAUAAUCAACCUUCCGCAGCUAUAUAACCUGUUACAUUUACACAGUAAUUGAAAGGCAAAGAUAUUACACGCACAUAGAGUUAGGCUAGAAAAACGAUGCACAGGAUGAGGGAGGCUGUUCGCUAAACCGGAUAUUGUCAGGAAGAUUUUUUUUCUGGAGUACUGAGUACGUGAUAUUUGCCAGCAGAAAGGAUUAUUUUCUGUCGUGUGUGUGAGCGCAUGGGAUUUUGGUUUCAAUCACAAUAAUAAAAUAAAGGUUGGGUUGGAUGAAGUAUGUCUAUUUUUAAUUAUGAAAACUGCAUUACAAUGUGCAUUUUUAUAUACAAAUUCUUACUAUUUUUUUUAAAUUUGCCUCUAGUAUCUUCAUUUCUAACCUAGUAUAUAGAGGUUUUUAGUUUUGUAAAUACUUAUUACAUGCACUGUCUGUCAUAGUAAAAGUUGGUUUAAAAUGCACUCUUUUUGUGAUCAGAAACUGGCCUUCUCUUCAGAACUAAAACUACAGUACUUGAUUGUAUUGACAAAACAUCAAUAAAACUUAUUGUACAAAAGGC
Molecule: messenger RNA, 5690 nt
Organism: Dromaius novaehollandiae (emu)
Lineage: Eukaryota; Metazoa; Chordata; Aves; Casuariiformes; Dromaiidae
Gene: COL8A2
Product: collagen type VIII alpha 2 chain
Exons: 3
Coding region: 520-2604 (694 amino acids)
Molecular function (GO): protein binding
Source: RefSeq, a predicted model, not a curated record